Neocloeon triangulifer is the source of this 1827-nucleotide messenger RNA. RefSeq names its product 26S proteasome non-ATPase regulatory subunit 5-like. The transcript has 8 exons. Lineage: Eukaryota; Metazoa; Arthropoda; Insecta; Ephemeroptera; Baetidae. Gene Ontology annotation, biological process: proteasome assembly. Bases 124 to 1689 code for a protein of 521 amino acids. The record is from RefSeq and is a predicted model, not a curated record. Gene Ontology annotation, cellular component: cytosol.
ACAAAGGGGGAAGAGCGUUUGCCGGCGUUUCUUGUAUGACUGGCAACUUUUUCUCACUUGUUUUGUCUGCAUUUUGAGAUUUUUUGAGUCUUUCUGUACGAAAACCAGUAAUUUUCUGCUGACAUGACCGUGAAAGACAACGAGUGGUUCAGGGAAAAGGUGGCAACCUUCACCAAAGAUGACAUUCCGGUGAUGGCAGAGGAACUGCGGAAGUUGGAUCGCGACACUCGAAAGAAUUUGUACACCGACGUUGAUUUCCACGGCAUUGUCAGGGGUUUGACUCCCGAUUUCGAUGGAGGAAGUCCUGCGUUCUUCGAGAGCUUUGCUGAUCUGGUCCGGCUGCUGUUUGAGUUCAAGAAACCAUCCGAAACUUUUGUCGAAUUCCACGAGCUCUUCAGCAAGAUGGUUGAGCACAUGGACGUGAAUAUCAGAAGCGCUGGAGUCUCUCCUCUGGUUCAUCUGAUCAAUUCGCAUGAAAUUGACUGCCUUGUGCCAGCCCUUGAUUAUUUGUGCCGAGUGGCCAAACUUGCUUCAAACCCUGACAUCGCGAUUGCCGCCCCUGGAUUGAAUGCCCUGACAAGUUUGGUUCGCCUGAGCCCUGAAGGAAGUAGACUGGUGCUUCUGGGCGCUGUCGGAGAGGUGCUGAAAGCUGAUUGGGAAUCCGUCUCGGAGGUCAUUCACAUUAGGGUUUUCAAUCUUGCUGUUGAUGCUGCCUGUGCAUCUGAGGAGUCGCUUAAAGUGGCUGUGGAUAGCAAGAUUCUAUUCCACAUGCAGGAAUGGUUGGAGAGUGACAAGGCUCGAUCAGACCCACUUAGUCUCGUGAAUAUCAUUGAGUGCUUUGGCAAGUUGAGCAAAAUCGAGUGGGGGUUCAACUUUUUGGCAAGCAGUGGCAUUUUGAUCAAACUGGAGGACAGCUUGGUUUCUGAAAAUCUUGGCCCAAUGCAGAGCAUUGUGAUGCCAGAAUUGUACGAGCUGUUUGGAAAUUUGUGCCAAAAUGUUCCUGAGAAAAUUCUCCACGAGUGCCCUCGGUUUGUACCUCACAUCCUCCAAGUUGUGUCCACUGCCAGUGACAGCCCCCAUAUCAUCCGAGCUGAAAUUGCUAUGAUUGGACAGGUUGCUACAAAACUGGGUGGAAAAUUUUACCUCUCACAACAGAAUGAAUUGUUGGACUCUUUCUUCACAUAUCUCAAGAAAUGUGUUCACAGUGGUGCUCAGGAGGACAAAAUGUGUGUCUUGGACACUUCUGCUGCUCUUCUCUUUGUAAAGAGUGAGGAGCAAGCUGGGGAAAUCUGCUUGCUGACCAAAAACUGGUUCGAAAACAUCUUCACGUCUGUGCGUCACGUUUUCGAAAUGUGCAAUGAGCCCUUCACCGAGACGGUGCUGCCCGCCCUGCAGCUCCUCUUGGUCAUCAGUCAGCAGCCGUGGGGUGAAAACGCCAUGGCCGAGACUCCCGGCCUGCUGGAGUGGCUGAUCAACCGAGAGGCUGCUUGUGGUGUGCACAAAGGCAGUGGCACCGGUGGAAACCCAGACGUCCUCAGAGCCAAGCACGACAUAGCCAAAGUGCUCAGCUACAACCCAGAUCUCAAAGUCACACCAAGGCAGCGGACCGAACUGGCUGAUUUUGUCCAGCAGGGACCCUUCUUCAAACGAGGGCUCUACGAAGUGGCCACCGAGGCGCCUGGAAACUGAGAGUGAAACGGGACUGAAUUCGAUGAGACUGGAUCACACCUGCUUUUUAAUUACAUUUUUCUCUCCUUACUCCAGUUUAUUCAUUUGUAAAAGUAAGUUUUCUCCAAUAAUAAAAUAAAAGUUUAGUCACCAUUAAUG